AAAAAAGAAAACUUUGUUAGUAUAAAAAUAUACUACCAUACUCUCCUCCAAAAGGAUUUGAGUACGAUGAUAAGAAAUCCUUCACUUCCAACCAUCAGUCCUCCUCUUUAUCACACCAGCAGGCAAGAGUAACCAGAUCUGCCUUUCAAAUUUAACCCUGCCUUCUGCGAGGUUUUUUUUUGUUUAUGUUUUUGUUUAUUCUCUAAGUGUUUAAUUUUAUAUUUUUGAUAGUUGGUUACCGGACAAAUCUUCAAGACUCCUUAUAGGUGAAAUAGAAAAACUAUUUAAAGACUCACCUACUUGGGGCCAGAUGUCACCAAAUCGGCAAAGACAGAUCUAUUAUGCAUUUAAGGAAAAAUGUGUCUGGCGCCCGGAACAUAAGAAGCAGCUAACUCAAAACUUCAAGAAGAAAGCUCAGCGCUUACUAUGUGACAUGUUAGGAAGGGUUCGUGAAUCUCACAAGAAGCCUAAGUGGAUCCUUCCUGAAAACUAUAACAAGCUGCUACAUUAUUGGGCAACUAAUGAAAGAUUCUUACAACUGAGUGACAUAGGGAAGAAGGCUAGAAAUUCGAUGAAGGGUGGCUCCCUACACACUAGUGGGGCAAUGAGUCAAGAGGCUGUGAGGAGGAAGCUGGAAAGUCUACCUUAA
Messenger RNA from Lycium ferocissimum, 649 nucleotides. RefSeq lists its product as uncharacterized. The record is from RefSeq and is a predicted model, not a curated record. Lineage: Eukaryota; Viridiplantae; Streptophyta; Magnoliopsida; Solanales; Solanaceae. Bases 311 to 649 code for a protein of 112 amino acids. The transcript has 2 exons.